Messenger RNA from Talaromyces amestolkiae, 2382 nucleotides. RefSeq lists its product as uncharacterized. Gene Ontology annotation, molecular function: RNA polymerase II cis-regulatory region sequence-specific DNA binding; zinc ion binding; DNA-binding transcription factor activity, RNA polymerase II-specific. Bases 1 to 2382 code for a protein of 793 amino acids. Lineage: Eukaryota; Fungi; Ascomycota; Eurotiomycetes; Eurotiales; Trichocomaceae. The record is from RefSeq and is a predicted model, not a curated record. Gene Ontology annotation, biological process: regulation of transcription by RNA polymerase II; DNA-templated transcription. Gene Ontology annotation, cellular component: chromatin. The transcript is spliced from 6 exons.
AUGUCUCCCUGCAUCCCCCGGCCAUUACCACCCAGGGACGUCAUGAAUCGCCACACGAGGGUUCAUAGCUACCAGCAACCGGAAAUUGUAACAGGUCGCACGCAGAGAAAUGCCGCCUGGCUUCCUUGUGAACCCCGAGUCAUCCCGCUUGAGAACCAAGGCACGGGCAGCGAAGAGCACGUGGUUGCAGAGGCACAUACAACAGUUGAUCCGCAGGGCUCGCAACCCGAAAAGUCGCCAACGACAUCGCUCGAACCAUCAGCGACCCUACCGGUAGACAACCAGACCUGGGCUCAGGACCCUGGGUUUUGGAGGGAUUCACCCGUUUACGGUUCCCAGGGGCGUAAUCUGCUCGACACGGGAAUGACAUUCGAUCCCGGAACGUAUGGGGUCUUUUCGAGCGAUCAAUUGGCCCCCCGGCACUCGUCUAUAAUUAAUUGGCUCUCUCCCGACGAUAACAUUCUGCAGGAAUGGGCCAGUCAACUUGCCGGCAUCCCGGAUGGUGGUAUAUUUCCGUUGCCCGGCCCCGUUCCAGAUGACCCCAGCCUGCCCCAGCUCCUUUGCACGGAGCCUCCUUUGGGAUGGGCUCCCACUAACAAGUCAACUCCCGAUCAAACGCGGGUAGAGACCGCAGCCGCGAUGGCGAGCUACCCAAAACCUACAGACAACGAGCCACCGGAGACACUCAUGGAUGGACAAACAUCACACAGCUCUGAAACCACGCGUGGGAAAUACUAUGCAGACGGUGUCGCCUGGAGAGCUCCCUUUCAAAGCAGAUUUCGCAAUGGGCAAGUCACGGAUUCUGUGGACAGAGCCGGUGUGACAGCGGCCGCCCCCUCCACAGAAUCGGUUGGUUCUGUCGCUACCAUGGAUGGAACUACGUCAUCGUUGAGCAAAUGGAUGGCCGAAGAUGUCCAUGCCAGAAUUGUCCGGAGCGUUGAGGAAGAGACCCAGGUAUCGCUAAAUCUUCCAUCUUUACAGGUCUUUCGACGCUGCGUGCAUCUCUACUUCGAGCGCCUGCAUCCAACCUUCCCUUUCCUCCGCAAAGCUACCUUCAUAAACGAGAGGCCACAUUGGAUACUUUCGCUUGCGGUGGCCGGGGUAGGAGCUGUAUAUUUACGCUCGCCGGAGGGCUUACAGUGGAAAGACAGUCUGAUGCAAGUACUAGACAAGGUUUCAUCACGCCGCCUGCAUCAACUCCAACAUUCGGUAAAUACAACGGUACCUGCCAACAAUAUCCUUGAAACAGCGAACCAAAUGGAGGAGUUUUUGCCCCUGAUCCAGGCCAAGGUUUUGCAUUUGCUUUGUAUGCUUCAUAGUAGCACGACUUUCAUUGCCCAACAUGCCAUGUUUGAGCGAGCCAACUUAGUGCAAUGGUGCUCGUAUCUAAGCCUAGUACCAGAUUCUGCUGAUGUCUUUCCCCCGGGUACCGGCAAGGACACCCAACAGUGGGUAAAGGAGCAAUCCUCGCUGAGAACCGGGAUGAUGAUAUGGCUGUUAGAUUCCAUUGUGGCCUACGAGUUGAGUUGCAACCACCUUAUGAAGCUAGGAGAUAUCAGGGGAUGGUUGCCCUGCCCUGAAAUAGCCUGGGAUCAUCCGUUACCUGAAAAUAUAGCCUUUGCUGAAAGUGUUUCCAUCUCUCUUCUGGAUGCGCUCGAUCUGGUUUACAUUGAAAAGCGGCUGCCUCCGCAGCUCAGCCAGUUCAGCCAGAUUCUUCUUAUCCAUGCUAUCUACCGGCGAACCACAGAGGUUGCCGAUCAGAGUCGCAUGCGAUUGUUGUCGUGGAGUCCCACCGACAGCAUACAGAUAUCAAGCCCGGAUCUAGCUUCAAACCAAGUGACGUGGCCACCGUCAAGCAGUAUCUUCAUCAAGUGGCGCAACGCUGCCUGUGAUGCACUGGACGUCUUACACUGUACCGCGAACAGCCGUGCUGCCGAAUCAUGCCGUGAAGAGCCCACCAUCUUCUACCUGCAUCUUGCCAGACUAAUCCUCCUGGCUCCAUGCAUGCAAUUUCAAAUCCUGGCUCAAGAUCCACUGCUGCGCGCUCGCAGCGGGCUCUCUGUCAGUGAAGACUAUGCUGGAACCGAUCAAUCGGAUGCCGAGCCGCGUUUGAUAUAUCUCGACCGACCUCUGGAUGACGAACUUGUACAGAUGUACAUCCGCAUGGGGAACAAGGUGUCCGCUCAACUGAAAGGGGUUGGAGAUAUUACCAGUGAUGGUGCGCCAAUAAAAAUCCUCAAACAAGGAUUUUACUUACUCGCAGGGGAGAAGUACUCAGGGAGAAACAGCGCAAGCAGCGCGAGCGGGAAUACCAACUUCCAAACUUGGGGUAUCCAGCAAACAUGGGCAGCCACAAUACGGUGUCUAAUUGAAGCGAGUUGA